Messenger RNA from Onychostruthus taczanowskii (white-rumped snowfinch), 3685 nucleotides. It is a transcript of the gene UBAP2, whose product is annotated as ubiquitin associated protein 2. NCBI's taxonomy places the organism in Eukaryota, Metazoa, Chordata, Aves, Passeriformes, Passeridae. The coding region runs from base 141 to 3539 and encodes 1132 amino acids. Gene Ontology annotation, cellular component: nucleus; cytoplasm. Gene Ontology annotation, molecular function: protein binding. The transcript is spliced from 30 exons. The record is from RefSeq and is a predicted model, not a curated record.
GACCCCGCGCGCGCGUGGAGGAGGAGGAGGAGGAGGAAGGCGGAGGUCACGUGACGGUCGCGGGCGCCGCCGCCGCCGCUUUGUGAGCGCACCGGGCAGAUUUUGUAUUUUGUAGAUACGUUGUUUUGUAUAUACUGUAUAUGAUGACUUCGGUGGGCAGUGAACGUACCCGGGGCACUCGGGACAAAAUGCAAAUUUCAGCCACACAGCCAACACAACCACAGAAACAAGUAGUGCAGGCAACAGCAGAACAGAUUCGCCUUGCUCAGAUGAUCUAUGAUAAGAAUGACGCAGAUUUUGAAGAUAAAGUGAAACAACUUAUGGAAGUGACGGGGAAGAACCAGGAUGAAUGCAUAGUGGCACUACAUGAUUGUAAUGGGGAUGUGAACAGAGCAAUCAACAUUCUGCUGGAAGGAAGUUCAGACACGACUUCUUGGGAGACUGUAGGGGGAAAGAAGAAAAGCCUUGGAAAGGAAGGUUCAGAAAACAAAGAGAACAGAGAGAAACGAGGGGACAGAGAAGUGAGUCGCGGACGGGGAAGUUCCACCAGACGGGGAAGAGGAGGCAGCCGUGGACGAGAGUUUAGAGCUGAAGAGAAUGGAGUGGACAGCAAUCAAGGAGACAGGCCUUCAGACCGUGGGAAACGUGGCCGUGGGAGAGGGUUUGGACGUGGCAGAGGGAGAGGAGCGGGGAGGUUUUCAGCCCAAGGCAUGGGGACAUUUAAUCCUGCAGACUAUUCGGAGUCUUCUGCCACUGAUGGCUUUGGGACAAAGUCAGAGAUCUGGGAGACUGGUCAGAAUGAUGCAGAUGAUGGAACUGGAGCAUGGAAGAACUCAAUAGAAGAAUGGACAGCAGAAGACUGGAAUGAAGAUCUUUCUGAAACAAAAGUCUUCACCGCAUCUUCUGUUCCAGCUGAAAAUCAUGUGACUCCUGGGCAAAGCAUUGAUUUGGUGACACUGCUUCAAAAGCCAGUGACAUCUACGCAAGAAACAGAAGGCAACUCAUUUGAGUCUCCCCAGCAGCAGACCUUUGGCCAAGCCUUAGUAUUCACAAAUUCUCAGCACAGCACGCAGAUGGCAUCAGGAACAGGCAGCUCCAGUGCUGUAAACUCUUAUUCUCCUCAAAGUCUGUCGGCAGUUCUUUGUUCUGGCUUUGGAGAGCUCAGAUCUUCUAAACUGACAAAUUCUACUGGUUCCCAAAUCUUGGACCAAUUGAAAUCACCAGGAUUGGGUCAGUUUACCUCUCAACAAACUAAUAGCAGUUCUGCCACCACUAGCACAGUUGCUGCGUCAUCCUGGGAUCUAAAACCACCUAGUACUCAGUCCUCAGUCCUCAGUCAGUUUGACUUUAAAUCUCAGCCUGAGCCAUCUCCAGUUCUGAGCCAGCUGACACAGCGACAGCAACAAAUGCAGGUGGUUCCUGUUCCUCCUCCUGGGCUGGAGUCAUCCUCCUCCCAAGUAAAACUCCGAGAGCCAUCACCAGUGGACACCUCUACAGCUGUUAGCAAAAUAUUACAGCUCCCCACUAUUUCUAUGGAUAGCCAGGCAGUGACUGUUCAUCAAACCCAACAGAAACAGAUAAAACCGCCAAAAAGGAGGAUAACUCCAGCAUCCAAGAUUCCUGCCUCUGCUGUGGAGAUGCCUGGAUCAGCAGACAUGACAGGGUUAAAUGUUCAGUUUGGAGCUCUUGAGUUUGGAUCAGAGCCUACACUCCCAGAGUUUGGAUCAACUUCAAGCAGUGAAAAUACCAACCAGGCGACCAACAAUAGCUUAUAUUCAAAAUCUGUAAAGUAUGUUGAUCCUUUGAAUACCUCUUUGCCAAUAUCCAAUACAGUACAGGACUCCACCUACACAACCUCUGCCAUCAGCUCUUCCAGUCUGACCUGCUCAUCCCAGACCACUAGCCCAGUAACAACUUCCUCCUAUGACCAGCCUUCUGUGCAUAGCAGGAUAGCGUACCAAAGCUCCAUGGCUCUGUCUGAAGCAGCCCCUGUUGCAGUUACGAACGGGCACAGUGGUGUUAGGACACAGGCAACACUUGACACUAUUUCAUCAAUUGCAGCACCUAAGACAGAGCCUUCUCCCUCGCUACCUUCUGCUGGCUCUCUGCCCAGUGUGGUGUCUACCACGGCCUCACUUCUACCUUCAGCAACGCAGCACGUGGCAGCAUUGCCCAGCUUGCCUCAGUCCAGUGAUCUGGCCAGCAGCUCACUCUCCCAGCUGAGCAGCUCCCUUUCCAAUCAUCAGACCAGCCUCUCUCCUGCCUCAGUGUUGUCUUCAGGCACAUCACAUGUGCACACUAGUAUUGAGAACACAACUUCGCUCCAGCCCUCAACAACCUUUUCAACUGCUUCAACCUCAGCCACUAGCACCACCUCCUCGGUUGUCAGCAUGGCAAGCAGUAUGAACACUACAAACAGCCUUGGCCUGAGUGUUACCAGUGUGUCUAUACCAGCUGCUACCACACGGGCAGCUCCCUUAGUGUCUUCAGGAAAUCUUACAGAGAGAAGCAAAGCACCCCCAAACCUGCCCCAAGGUGUACCACCCUUGUUGCAUAACCAGUAUAUUGUGGGACCUGGAGGACUUCUGCCUGCCUACCCACAGAUUUAUGGUUAUGAUGAUCUCCAGAUGCUUCAAUCCAGACUGCCAAUGGAUUACUAUGGAAUUACAUUCCCAGCUCCUGCAACCUUGACAGGCAGAGAUGGGAGCCUUGCUAACAACCCGUACUCAGGUGACGUAACAAAAUUUGGCCGUGGAGAUACUGCCUCUCCUGCUCCUGCAACCACACUGGCCCAGCCACAGCAGAGCCAGACACAGACUCACCACACGACUCAGCAGCCUUUCCUCAACCCGACCCUGCCCCCAGGGUACAGCUACACUGGGCUCCCUUACUAUGCAGGGAUGCCUGGUGUUCCCAGUGCAUUCCAAUAUGGGCCAACCAUGUUUGUACCUCCAGCAUCUGCUAAACAGCAUGGAGUCAACCUGAACACGGCGUCGACUCCCUUUCAGCAGGCGAGUGGCUACAGCCAGCAUGGCUACGGUGCAGGCUACGAUGACUUAACGCAGGGAACGGCCACUGGAGAUUACAGCAAAGGAGGCUACAGUGGGUCAUCUCAAGCACAAAACAAAUCUGCUGGCACUGGACCUGGGAAAGGUGUUUCUGUGACCUCAAGUAACACGGGUGUGCCUGAUAUCAGUGGCUCAGUCUAUAACAAGACUCAGGUAUUCAGUGUGACUUGGCUUCCUCGUGGGACGUUUGACAAGCAGGGAUUCCAUGCUGGCACCCCACCUCCCUUCAGCCUGCCUUCUGCUCUCGGAUCCACUGGGCCCCUGAACCCUGGUGCUGCCCCAGGUUAUGCUCCAGCCCCGUUUCUCCAUAUCCUCCCUGCACAUCAGCAGCCUCAUUCCCAGAUGCUGCAUCACCACCUUCAGCAGGAUGGGCAGGGUGGAUCUGGCCAACGCAACCAACCCAGCACCAUGCAGCAAAAGUCUCAGGCUACCAAAACCGCCUAUGGCACUUCUCCAUACUGGACAAACUAAACCUGAAACCGGGGAGGGGGGAGAGAAUGAAAGGAGAGGAGGAAGGAAAAAAAAAAAAGAAAACAAAAGCAAAGAAAAGAGAAGAAAGAAAAUAAAAGCUGAAGCCCAUUCUUGGAAUUAUUAGGAAAAGUAACUGCUCAGCCAAA